AUGUUUUUAAACAAAAUUGUUGGUGCUACCCGUGAAUCCCUUCUAGAACAACUCGGUCAGUAUUACAGAUUAGGCAUGUCCUGUUUACUCCUUAGUCCGACAAUCAGAUCUAUCCUUGAACCAGCCCUUUACAAUCUUUCAUUGGUGAUCCCCUCAUCAGAAGGAAAUUGUAACGAUAUUGCAUGUAAUGAUCGUUGUAUCUUACAGGAAGUUUUGAGACUUGAUUUUAUAUUUGUAGAAAAAAUUUCACUGUUAAAAUCUGUUGACACUGUGUUACAUUUGUCAUUGUCACCAUACCAAUCAGUAACAUUACAGUACUUGACAGCUGAGUGUCUUGUUCAAGCAGCCUUCAUGAUCGUAAGCAGCGUCCAAUAUUUUAAGCAUAAAUAUGUGUACUGUUUGGACAGAAAAUUUUGCAACAUGUUGAAAUUAUCAUUACAGAUAGGAGCCAUCUCCCAUUCACUGUAUUUAGCUCUGUAUUACUAUAGGAUAGGGACACAUAAUGAAGCACUGUAUAUAACUAACGUGACAAAACGAAGACUAUACGAGCCCCAUGUUAUGCAUGCAUAUAACGGUAUGGGAGACAGUUAUAGAUAUAGGGAGUAUGUGAGUGGUCUGUCGUUGUCUAAGAGAAUUAAAAAUGCUUGGGUGUUGCCAAUUAUACUUCGUCCUGAGAUAUGCUAUAUUGAAGAAUUAACAUUAGAACAAUCAGCUGCAUUUCAACAUUCACACUAUUUACGUAUUCCACCAUGUGUAUUGGUAGAAAUGUUGUCAGUUUUAUCUCACUACAGACUGGGUAAUAGAUGUCAGUGUUUAAAGUCACUGACAGAUCUGCAGACACUGCUGCUCUAUAAUGAUGGGACCUAUGCUCAUUUAGAACACCGAGACAUAUCCUGGCAGAUACUAGGAAUCUGUCAGCAAGUUGUGGGAGACUUACAAGGGGCUUUACAAUCUUAUCAAGAGUCUCUUAGACAGGGACCAUACCACUAUAUACAGGAAGCUACAGAUUAUAGAAUAAAAAGGGUUAAACAACAAAUACAACGAGAUGUUUACAUGUAA
This is a messenger RNA of Saccostrea cuccullata (small rock oyster), 1059 nucleotides long. RefSeq lists its product as uncharacterized. The transcript has a single exon. The record is from RefSeq and is a predicted model, not a curated record. The coding region runs from base 1 to 1059 and encodes 352 amino acids. Lineage: Eukaryota; Metazoa; Mollusca; Bivalvia; Ostreida; Ostreidae.